AUGGCGAAUUUCCUCCGGAUCGAGGGUACUAGAAUUGUCGACGGAGAGGGUGAAGAAGUCAUCUUGCGCGGGGCAGGCUUGGGAGGCUGGAUGACAAUGGAGAACUUCAUCUCAGGGUUCCCGGGAUGUGAGUAUCAGAUUCGGGCAGCUCUGACAGAGGUCAUCGGACAGAAGAAGGCAGAGCACUUCUUUGACAAGUUCCUUGAAUACUUCUUCGCCGAGCCCGACGCCGGCUUUUUCAAGUCGCUGGGCCUAAAUUGCAUCCGCAUCGCGAUCAGCUACCGUCAUUUUGAGGAUGACAUGCAUCCACGCGUGUUGAAGCCCGAAGGUUUCAGGCAUCUCGACCGCGCGAUCGCCGCAUGCGCCAAACACGGCAUCUACACCAUACUCGACAUGCACACUGCCCCGGGAGGGCAAAACGGUGGCUGGCACUCCGACCACGGCGCGCGUAUAUCCGGGUUCUGGAUCCACAAGGACUUCCAGGAUCGUUUGGUAUGGCUGUGGACCGAGAUAGCGAAACACUGCAAGGACGAGAAGUGGGUCGCGGGAUAUAACCCAAUGAACGAGCCCGCAGACCCGGCACACAGCGGGCUUGUCGCUUUCUACGACCGUGUACACGCUGCCAUCCGCUCGGUCGAUCCCAACCACGCCCUCUUCCUCGACGGGAACACCUUCGCGUCUGACUUCAGCGGCUUCCCGGACGACGCGGGCUCGCGCUGGCCUAACGCGGCCUACGCCAUCCAUGACUACUCGCUAUAUGGCUUCCCGAGUUCGCCUGAGCCGUACACGCGCACGGAGGAGCAGCGCAGGCGCAUGCGACGCAGCUACGAGAAGAAGCGCGAGUGGAUGGACGUGCGGGGAUUGUGCGUUUGGAACGGCGAGUGGGGCCCUGUGUAUGCGCGGCGGGAGUACGAGGGAGACGAGACGGACGCAAUCAACGAGCGGCGCUUCGCUGUGCUCAACGAUCAGCUCGAGAUGUACCACCAGGAUCGUCUGAGCUGGUCUAUCUGGCUCUACAAAGACAUCGGAUACCAAGGGAUGGUGCACGUCUCGCGCUCGACGCCGUACAUUCAGCUUUUCCAGGAGCACCUUCACAAGAAGUACCGCCUCGCUGUCGACGCAUGGGGCGCGGACGACCGCUACGUGCGCGACGUGUACGACCCCCUGGUCGAGCUAAUCCGCAAGGAGGUGCCGGACGAGGACCACCAGCGGCUCUACCCGUACCCGAUCUGGACACUCCCGCGCCGCAUGGAGGUGCUCGCGCGGAACAUCCUCGUCGGCGAGUUCGUGGUCAAGGAAUGGGCGGAGCACUUCCGCGAUAUGGAAGAGGAAGAACUGGACAGGGUCGCGCAGAGCUUCAAGUUUGAGAACUGCGUGGAGAGGGAGGGCCUGAACCGCGUGCUCAGGGCGCAGGCCACUCAGUCGGCGUUGGGGUGGAUGACACAUGCUACCAUGCUUGGUACGUGCCUUUUGCUCGAAGACCAAGGAACAUAG
Fomitopsis serialis is the source of this 1494-nucleotide messenger RNA. RefSeq names its product glycoside hydrolase superfamily. Gene Ontology annotation, cellular component: extracellular region; cell surface. NCBI's taxonomy places the organism in Eukaryota, Fungi, Basidiomycota, Agaricomycetes, Polyporales, Fomitopsidaceae. The coding region runs from base 1 to 1494 and encodes 497 amino acids. Gene Ontology annotation, biological process: glucan catabolic process. The record is from RefSeq and is a predicted model, not a curated record. Gene Ontology annotation, molecular function: beta-glucosidase activity. The transcript has 6 exons.